UGAUGUAUGCAUUAGAUGACUUGCUAUUUGAAUUAAAACGUAUAAAAGGCAGAGGCUUGAUGUAGCCAGCAGUCAAGGAGUAUCUUACCACCAGACACAUCACCAUGAAAUAUCUCUUGCUGCUCGUUGUCGCUGUCUUCGCAGUCAGCUCAGUGUCUGCGAGGGGCAAAUGGCAACGACCGUGCAAAGGUAAGUGGUGCCAUGGAGGCGGAUACGGAGGUGGAUCCGGCUAUGGUGGAUACGGCGGUGGUGGAUACGGAGGUGGAGGAUAUGGCAUGUCCGGUGGUUAUGGCGGCGGAUUCGGCGGCUAUGGAGGUGGCGGCGGAUACGGUUAUGGUGGCGGCAUGGCCGGUGGUUAUGGUGGUGGUUUUGGCGGUGGAAUGAGCGGUGGAUACAUGGGAGGAUACGGUGGAUUUACUGGUGGAAAGAAAUUCGGCGGCUAUGGCGGCUAUGGAGGUGGUGGAUAUGGUGGUAUGUCCGGUGGUUAUGGUGGUGGAUUCGGCGGAUACGGUGGCAUGUCCGGUGGAUUCGGCGGAUACGGUGGCAUGUCCGGUGGUUAUGGUGGCGGAUAUGGCGGAUUCGGAGGUGGCAUGGGUGGCGGUUAUGGAGGUGGAUACGGCGGAUUCGGCGGAAGAGGCCGAUACUGCAAAUGCGCUCCACGAUGCAACAAAUGGCAGAAGUUUGUCGGCCGAUGCCCAUGGUGCAAGAAGGGCUGCAAGCUGGUGUUCUGUUGCAACCGCGGUAAAAUGUAAACUCUAUGAGAUACUGACACCUUACGACGGAUUUCUCCUGAUGACUCCAUUGUACAUUGUUCAUUUAGUAUAUGUAUUUCAAAUAAAGCAUCUUUAAAUUACAA
Mya arenaria is the source of this 856-nucleotide messenger RNA. Its product is annotated as acanthoscurrin-1-like. The record is from RefSeq and is a predicted model, not a curated record. Lineage: Eukaryota; Metazoa; Mollusca; Bivalvia; Myida; Myidae. Bases 105 to 752 code for a protein of 215 amino acids. The transcript has 6 exons.